Messenger RNA from Phaedon cochleariae (mustard beetle), 3033 nucleotides. Lineage: Eukaryota; Metazoa; Arthropoda; Insecta; Coleoptera; Chrysomelidae. The record is from the annotation of a GenBank genome assembly.
AUGCUCUAUGUUCCUCAUUUACUAGUCAAAAAAGGUCUGACAGAAUCACAUGUUCAACCUACCACUAUUGCUAGAAGGACAUUUGCUCACAGAGAUGAUGUAGAAUGCGAGUCUGAUCGCGAAAUAGCUUGCCCUGCCAAACGGAGGAAACAUGAUUUUUUCCUGACAUUGCCAAAUACCGAUGAAGACCUCAGUUCGCUGAGUCGAUCCAGCAGCCUCUUGCAGUUCGAGAGUUUGGAGAAACAGUGCCAAGAAAUAUGCAACAGCUCCCCUAGCAUAUAUUCCCAGUACAGUUUCGAUUCACUCGACAACAACAAUUCGACCUUGAGCCCCAACAGCUUGAACAGUCCGAGUACUGAAGAUGAACCCGACUACUACAAAACUCUGAAAAUUGAUGUGCCGAGAAGGAAGCAAACAAGUCGUGAUAGUCUUUUGCAAAACGCUUUAAGAUACUCUGGAUCUGACUCCAGCGAUAGUGACAUGACUUUGGACACUUCAAGAUCAUUUGAUAACCUCAAAACUUGGAGGAGCUAUGAGAGCUUACCAAACAAGGGUGGGGGUGCUCGAGAGAAGAUUUCUGUUGAGAAUUUGAGCGAGGAUAGUGGGUAUGGUGACCAUUUGACGAAGUCUUCCAGCACGAACAAUUUGAAAGAGAAGCUCCUUUUAGAUUUAAGGAUGAUGAAGAGCUACCCCGAGAAGCGAAAUUCAUAUGUAGGCUUUACUGCCUAUGAUGGAGAGUAUUUGCAAGAUAAUUUCAGCGGGAAUUUUGGAGUGAGCUAUCAAGACCUUACCAGCUUCAAGGACAAUCAGCUAGACUCCUUGAAGACAUCUCCAUUGAUCGACCAUUUCAACAUGAAAAAACAGCGUUCCCAUUUCACCAAUGACAUCUCUGACGUCCUCACGAAAAUUUUAAAAUUAGACGCACACCAAGAAUGUGACCGAAAGUCUAAUUAUAAAACGUCGUUCUCGUCCAGCAGUGAACCGAGCUUAUUUCAGACGGACAGUAAAGAAAACGAAGUGAACACUGUGUGUGUGUCCAGUGUCCCUAAGGACUUGAAUUUCAUCAGUGAGUUGACUAAAAGUGCGAAUCGCGAAGCCAGUGACUCGGUGGCUGCUAAGGACUGGAAUCUCGCGGACCUUCGAUUCGACUUUCCCAAAGAAAAUAAUGAAAUUGUUGUAGAAAAAGAAGAUACUGAAAAUAUGAGUCACUACAAGCGAGAAGGCAGCUACUCGGAAGCUAUGUCGAACAGGGUUGACCUCAGUGACGACGAACACAGCUUGUACAACAGACGGAAGCCCAAGCUACCCAAGUCGCCCAUAGUAGAAUUCGACAAGAGAGUUCUGAAAGCCAUUUCCGAACAAAGCUUGCAGAGUAUAUUGAGCAGCUCGCAAAAUUUGCCCCAAAACGAUAGUUUCUUGGAAGAAGCUUACACUUCUACUCCUAUAUCGAAAAAACAACGCAAUGUAGCUAGCACCCCGAACCUGGCUCUCCCUGACCAAAUAGAGCUAGCCCAAAAAUACUUCGACGAAGAACGUAGGAAAUCCGUUCACGAUGUGAGAAGAAAAGGAAGUAUAAUCAAAUCUAGCACCAGCACCAGCGGUAUGUCCGAUGGCGAAGACAAAACCUUGAUGUCUGUGAAGAGCUUCAGCGGUUCUGCCAAUUCCAAAGGUGUCCACUUCUCACCGGUUGUAUCCGAAGUGAACUGGCGGGACGAUAGCGUGUCUACGGUGACGCCUGACCGGGAAUCUAGUUACAGCUUAGGAAGUUCGUCACCGGAAAGGAGACGUUCACCUCCCAAGGAAAUCGUCAAGCCCACGCCUAGGUUCGCGACACCUGUGAGGUUGUCGUAUUCCCAACCGGAUCUCUCCGAUAAUGAUUCUUGUAGAAGGGAGUUCGUCGAUUCGUUGAAGAGUCUGAGGGAGGAUAAUAUGAGCAAGAGUCAACCGGAUGUGAACAGGCUCAGAAGAAGGGGCAGCCAACUCAUCAAGAAGGACAAGGACGGCAGCGUGAUCAAGGCCUACGUAGACGGAGACGGCAUCCAGUACAAACACACACACUUGGACAUCGGCAUCGGCUUCGGUCCCCACCACGCAACCGCGGAAAAGGCGGCGGAAACGAGCGGGCAACGCCGGGCCUUUAAGCCAGUCGACGCGAUGGAGGCGCAAGACGCGUUUCGAAAAGCCGAGCAUGCGCAGGACGCGCGCAAAGACGUCGCCAGCAAACAGUCGAAGGCUUCAGGCAAAAUUGGCGGCUUCUUUUCGCGCCUGGCCAGUUUCAGGUUCAACCUGAAAAGGGGGGCGGAAGAGAAGGCGAAGCUGAAGAAAAAGACCGCGGGAAACAAUGCAGCUAUCUCCAAUCCACACCAGCAGCGCAUCGCCACCAAAGACGACUACAUCUACAUCCCCCUGAAAGGCCCCCCGGCCGCAGAAAACAACAACCACCGCUCCCAGCUCGCCGCCAUCACCGCCAAGCCGCCGCUUCCCAAGCAACCGCCGCCUCGCGUCGUCCACGCUAGCGUCAAAGCGCACGCUCCAGCCAGCGCCAAUGCGCAUGCGUCGGCCAACUUCAAAGCACAUGCGCCUGCCAACGUCAAUGCGCAUGCGUCGGGUCGCUCCCAGCGCCGCAGGACUAUCGAUUGCGCAGUGCCCAUGGAGGAGCCCAUGGGCCUGAUCGAGACCGAUCUCGACACGGAAGUGACGGUUAUCACGAGCGGGGCCAAUGCGAAGACGAGGAGCCUGCUGGACCUGGGGCCGCAGCCCCGAAGGUUGAAUCUGGCGCCCGGCGACGCGGGCCAGGAUCACCAGCCCAACAGGCCGCACAAGUCGAUGGAGUUCUUGUUGGACAAGCAGAACUUGAGGGUGGUCGAGGAGGACGAGGAGGAGGAUGAGGAGGAGAGUAAAUCUUCUGGCUGCCCCAACAUAGGAGGUUGUCAUCUUUUUCCACCGGAGAGAUCAUCAGCAGUUCGCAUCAGGACGUUUUUGUUUAUGUGCAGUCCGCAACAAUCGAAGCUCUUGCAAGGACAGUUUAUGUAG